AUGGAGUGGGUCAAAAAAGUUGAAGUGGAGUGUCUCAUAAGACUUUUUCACAGCUUGCUGGAAAGAGCUGAUGUAAGACUUGAUAACGCUGGACUAGAUCGUAACACAUUUCGAGCGAUCCUGCACAACUUAUUUGGAAUGACUGAUGAUAUGCUAAUGAAUAGGGUAUUUUUUGCAUUUGAUGAAGAUAAUGAUAAUUGUAUAAAUGUAAAAGAGUGGGUUAAAGGAUUAUCAGUGUUUCUUCGAGGGACUUUUGAAGAAAAGCUGAAGUUCUGUUUUGAAGUUUAUUAUUUGAACGGCGAUGGUUAUAUUUCUCGAGAGGAAAUAUUUGACAUGUUGAAGAACAGUCUAUACCAACAGUCAUCUGAAGAGACUGAUGAAGGAAUAAAAGAGUUGGUAGAUUUAACACUGAAGAAAAUGGAUUAUGACAACGAUGGCAAGAUAUCUUUCGCAGACUUUGAAAAAGCAGUGAAAGAAGACAGACUUUUGUUGGAGGUGUUUGGACAAUGUUUACCAGAAGCAAAGAUUUGUCUUGAUUUUGAAGCUCUGGCAUUCACACAUCCUGACUUCUAGUUUUUGAAUGUGAAUCACUCGACUUGUAUUAAAAUCAACAACAGAUCCUGG
Molecule: messenger RNA, 624 nt
Organism: Pteropus alecto (black flying fox)
Lineage: Eukaryota; Metazoa; Chordata; Mammalia; Chiroptera; Pteropodidae
Product: EF-hand calcium-binding domain-containing protein 1-like
Exons: 6
Coding region: 1-573 (190 amino acids)
Molecular function (GO): calcium ion binding
Source: RefSeq, a predicted model, not a curated record